AUGAUCACGGACGUUCAAUUCGCCAUCUUCACCAACAUGCUGGGCGUGUCACUUUUCUUGCUUGUGGGUCUCUAUCACUACGUGGCAGUCAGCAAUCUCAAGAAGUAG
This is a messenger RNA of Peromyscus eremicus (cactus mouse), 108 nucleotides long. RefSeq names its product dolichyl-diphosphooligosaccharide--protein glycosyltransferase subunit 4-like. Gene Ontology annotation, cellular component: oligosaccharyltransferase complex. Lineage: Eukaryota; Metazoa; Chordata; Mammalia; Rodentia; Cricetidae. Bases 1 to 108 code for a protein of 35 amino acids. The record is from RefSeq and is a predicted model, not a curated record. The transcript has a single exon.